Messenger RNA from Seminavis robusta, 849 nucleotides. The record is from the annotation of a GenBank genome assembly. Lineage: Eukaryota; Bacillariophyta; Bacillariophyceae; Naviculales; Naviculaceae.
AUGGGCCACUUGGUGUGCCUACAAUAUGCCCAUGAAAAUGGCUGUCCAUGGAAUCAAUGGACCUGCACUGGUGCUGCUGAAAUGGGCCAUUUGGAGUGCCUAAAAUAUGCCCAUGAAAAUGGCUGUCCAUGGAAUCAAUACACCUGCUCAAAUGCUGCCAAAAAUGGUCACUUGAAAAUCCUGAAAUAUGCUCAUGAAAAUGGCUGCAGAUGGGAUUCCUUUACCUGCUCCACGGCGGCUGCAAAGGGCCAUUUGGAAAUCCUGGAAUAUGCCCAUGAAAAUGGAUGUGAAUGGGGUAAACUCACAUGCCUUGAAGCUGCAUCCAAUGGACAUUUGGAAACCCUGAAAUAUGUCCAUGAAAAUGGCUGCCCUUGGGAUGCAUACGCAUUUAGCCGUGCUGCUCAGAAUGGACAUUUGGAAAUCCUGAAAUAUGCCCAUGAUAAUGGAUGUCCACGGGACAAAUACACAUGCAACGAAGCUGCUCGGAAUGGACAUUUGGACAUCCUGAAAUAUGCCCAUGACAUUGGCUGUCCAUGGGAUAAAUCGACCUGCUCAAAUGCUGCCAGAGUUGGUCAUUUGGACAUCCUGAAAUAUGUCCAUGAAAAUGGCUGUCCAUGGGAUCAAUGGACCUGUUCAAAUGCUGCAAGAAAUGGCCAUGUGGAAAUCCUGAAAUAUGCCCAUGAAAAUGGCUGUCCACGGGAUGAAGAAACAUGUGAAAAUGCUGCCGAAAAAGGACAUUUGGAAAUCCUGAAGUAUGCCUAUGAAAGGGGUUGUCCAUGGUGGAGUGCACAUGAUUAUGUCGGCUCGAUUGAGGUGGAAAAGUGGGUUCUAAGCAAGAUGAGUGCUUGA